Molecule: messenger RNA, 2308 nt
Organism: Cucurbitaria berberidis CBS 394.84
Lineage: Eukaryota; Fungi; Ascomycota; Dothideomycetes; Pleosporales; Cucurbitariaceae
Product: WD repeat-containing protein-like protein
Exons: 2
Coding region: 135-2174 (679 amino acids)
Biological process (GO): proteasome-mediated ubiquitin-dependent protein catabolic process
Cellular component (GO): nucleus
Molecular function (GO): protein binding; protein-macromolecule adaptor activity
Source: RefSeq, a predicted model, not a curated record
CCUGCUUUAUAUUCAUUCCCAUGCAUCCCAUAUUCCUGUCCCUGUCCCCCCACAUCCUAUCCUCACUUCCACGGCGUGUUCCCUCUUGACCUUCAAUUGGCGUUUUUUGUAUAUAUAUUGUACUACUAAGGAGCAUGUCUUCUCCGUGCGCACCUCGCACCACGGCCCAAGAGCCCACCCCAGACCUGUUCUCAUCAUCGCCUCCCGCGCCCGCAGCGACGACGGGCAGCAGAAAGCCCAAGCGGCCGCCGCCCAUCACACCCAAACGCUUCACGCGCUUUUUCACCCCGCGAAACUCGAAAAAUGUCUCUUCACACACGUCGCUCUCCGCCUCGGGCCGCCAAUUGCAGGACAUCACACGAGCCGCCAUCAAUCGCAAUGCCACACAGCGAAGCACGCCCAGGAAGACGGUGAACUUUGUCGACAUUGAGAAUCAGAUGCAGACGCCGCAAUCAAGCUCGCGCAAGAGGAAGAACGCCUACUUGUCGCCAGAGACCUCCCCCGCCCAGUCAUCGCCCUCGAAGCGUUCACGAUACGUCACUCCUCCACCUUUCGAGAUACUCGACGACCUGGCUGCAGUCGAGGAACCUCCCGUAUUUCCUGUGCCCAUUCGAAGAUUAAGGACUCUGGGGGCUGCGUCGAGAACGCUGCAGCGGUCAUUUGGUGGCAUCUUGAGUGUGGGGAGGGGUUUCAAGAGUGACCACUGCACUUCAUGGCAGGGUCAGACAGCCGACUUCUACAGCAGUUCAGACGAUCUGAACCAACUACCACAGGGCGCACCGCCGUUCACCACAGCCAGCUGUAACACCAACUCCCUCAUCGCAGUAGGGGACGAAGACGGAUAUAUCCACCUCCUAGACUCCGACGGCGACUUCUCCCGGGCUCACGUGUCAUGGAGAGCUCACUCAAAUGCUGUCAUGGACUUGCAAUUCUCAUCCGACGAUACAUAUCUUGCUGCAGGUUCGGGCGAUCAGACUGCGCAAAUAGUCGACGUUCGAACCCAAAAGACUCUCGCUGUUCUCGCAAAGCACAAGUCUUCCGUAAAGCAAGUACGCUUUCAGCCUGGCGACGACAAAAUUGUAGCAACAUCGAGUCGAGAUGGCGCCGUGCAGAUCUGGGACUUGCGGUGCAAAGGAGGCCACAUGUCUGUACAUUCGGCUUGGGGAUCAGAUGCGCCAUAUGCCAGCGUUAUUCGCACACUAGCAUCAGCACACGCAGACAGUACCCCAACUACGAGCUCGGGGUCGUCUACUUCUCUUAAUAAGACAGCUUCAAGCGCUAAAUCAGAGAGCGUCAGCCGUCGUAACGAUAUCUCCGUCACGGCGCUCUCCUUUCUACCCGAGGGCCGGCAACAUCUACUCCUGACAGCUUCAGACGCAUCAACAUGCGUCAAGUUGUGGGAUAUAAGGGGCCGAUACUCACUACGUGGUCCCGCAAUACCGAUCUCGACCACAUCACACCCGGAAUCACAUAACCGCCACCGACACUUUGCUAUCAACUCGCUUACUCUCAACGGCGAUGCAUCACGUCUUUAUGCCCUUAGCAAAGACAACACAGUUUAUGCCUAUUCUACCAGUCAUCUUAUCCUUGGAGUGGCACCAGAGCUCUCUACAACAUCAUCAUCCAAGCAGAAAUACUGCCAAGUAGGCCAAGAAGGUUUAGGACCCCUAUAUGGCUUUCGACACCAAAACUUCCAUGCAGGCUCGUUCUACGUAAAAGCCUCAUUGCGCAAAGCAUCUCAAGAUAAGCCAGAGCUACUAGCUGUUGGAAGUACGGAUGGAUGCCCCGUACUAUUCCCCACGGACGAGAGGUUCCUUCGCCGGGAAUCUAGGCAUCAAGAGGAUGAUGCAGACGAACUUCCCGGCCUCAACGUUACUACACGCAGUUCUUCGUCUAGACUCUCGCUAUCGCGCUCUUCUACGAACAGUCGUUGCCCUGAUACUAUCCCGAUCUAUGAGCACGGUACGCCACUCAUUCGAGGCCACGAUGCUGAAGUCACGAGCGUGAGCUGGGCAAGGAACGGUAGUCUGAUCAGCGUGAGCGACGACUUCCGUGUUCGGCGGUGGAAGGAGGGGAGCAUGGCGAGGGAGUUGAGGAUAGGUGGAGAAAGUGAGGGGAAGAGAUGGCAGUGUGGGUGGGCUGAUGCUAGAGAGGGAUACGAUGACGAAGAGUAAAGGAGGGAGGAGAGAAGAUGUUUGUUCAUUAUACCCCCAUUUUUCUUAUUGGAUAGCGAUGAGAUUACGAAACGAUUUAUUUUUGCUUGAACCUUCCUAUGCGCAUCAGCAGCGUGCAAAAUCAAACAACCCGG